CCGCGCGUCGGGGCCCGAAAUAGCUCGUUUUGAUCCCACUACCUCGGCCAGGAGCCCAGGCCUGGCAACCGGUGCGACCAGCUGCCCCUGUAGCAAGAGGUUAGCGUGUAGAUGACCAUCGGGGCCAGCUGUCUGGCCCAGCUGAUGGACGACGGUGAUUAGGGAGGGGACAGACUCCUGACUGCCCCUGCAAUGGGAGGACAGCGGCUAGACCUGAGCAGCAACAGGGAGGACUUUUAGAACCCGAGACUGCUGGACACAGGAGUCCGAUCGCCGCCAACCUCAAGCCGGCUCAGAUCUUUUUCUUCAUUGGUCCAAGAGCUUGCCAAUUACGACUGCACGCUGCAAAUUCUCCAAUCAAGUAUGUUCUUUCUAGCAAGCCAACGUUACAGCCAAUCGCUUUCCAGAUACUUUAUAUUUUCCUCUCUGUCAUUGGUCGUCUCGGAGGCCACUCUUUUCCUUCGCCGGCACGCCCAGAAAGGGGCAGGGCUGAUGGGACAUUGCUAAGCGACCGAGAUGCCGGCGGGAUCCGUCCGGCGACCCCAAGAGCGGAAGCGCUGAGGUAGCUGCGGAAUGGACCGCAGCAGCCUGCCGGCUCUCUCUAUCCAAGACAGACUGCCUGGAGGUGCUUCCCCAGGUCGAAGCCACUACUGGUCAUCUGGAGGCCGGACGUGGUGCUCCAAGACCCUGAGCCCAUCCAGGUCCCAGAGGUCCAGGCUCCCACAGGCUCCCAAGGCUGCAGCCACAGGUCCCACCUCCCCUGAGCCAUCGGAGGAGUCCUGGCCUUCCAGUUCAGGGACCCCUUCCCCACCCACCACCACUGAGGGACACAUGGGGGCCUCCCCGUCACCUCCCCUGAUUGACAGCGGGGAUUCCGUGGUGGCCAAGUACAUAAACAGGUUCCGCCAAGCUCAGCCCACAAGCCGAGAGGAGCGCCAGCCUGCAGGUACGACCCACGCUGACUUUUGGUGGCUGCAGCCCGAGCCUCCAGUCCCCAGCAGUGAACCAGCAGCAGCAGGAACUAACAAGCCAAAGGAAAGACCAAAUCCAGCAGCCCCAACCCCUGCCACAGCGGCCAGUGCAUCCCGGGCUGUGGCUCCCCUGCAGGAAAUGAAGCAGAGCCUCAACACAUGGAACUCAUCCCUGCUGGACCUGGAGACGCUAAGCCUCCAAAGUAGAGCCGCCAAGCUGCUGCGACGCAGCAAGGCCUCCACCUCCUCCUCCUCCUUCAGCCCCAGCGAUGCCAGCAGUGCCUCGUUCCCCUUCAGCUCCGAUGGCCUCUCUGCCUUCUCCAUGACCUUCACCCCCGAGUCCGGCGAGGGCUCUGUCCCCAGAGAGCCUGCAGCCCCUGCGCCGGCCCAGGCCGCCACCCCUGCGCCAGCCCCCACCUCCUCCCAGGCACCCCUUCGCCCAGAGGAUGACAUUUUGUACCAGUGGCGGCAGCGGCGGAAGCUUGAACAGGCUCGAGGGGGCAACGGAGAUGGCCCCUGGGUGCUGCCCCAGACCGUCCCUACCUCAUCUGGCCCUGCGGUGACCCCUGGUCCCCUGGGGGCCCAGCCUAGCUGCGUCCCACCAUGGGGCGGCGUGGCCCGGCCUGGUCCUCCGGAGGCCUUCUAUGUGGAGAGGCCCCCUGUUCCCCCUGGGUACCCUCCACAUAUCUUCUGGGCUCCCAAUCCUCAUGGGUUUUUCUGGGCCCCACAGUCUGGUCCCUGGGUAUCUCUUGGGACUGUGCCUCCAGUACCACUGGCCUCCACCCCAGCUCCCCUGGCCUCUAACCUGGCUCCCCCAACCCCCGCCUCUGCUCCCCCAGCCGCCACCCCAGCGCCCACUGCCUCCACCCCAGCUGCCCUGGUCUCUAACCUGGCUCCCCCAACCCCCACCUCUGCUCCCCCAGCUCCUCUGGCCCCCACCCUGGCUCCCCCCACCUCCACCCCCGCUACCCUGGCAUCCAUCCCUACACCCUCAGCUGCUCCCCAGGGCCUGCCCACCAGUGAGAAGCUGGGCGCCAAGCCCCGGAAGGGCAGAGCCCCGUGCCGGGAGGCUGCCGUACAAGUCUCUGCCGUUGACGCUGACGGGGGGCCUGACCCACAGCUCAGGGGCGCCCUCGACCAGGUAGUGACCGACCGGCUGUUCCGGGACAGCCUGGAGGACACGCCCCCUCACCUCCUGGGCCCACCUCCAGCCAAGGCCACACCCCUCCGGGCCCGGGUCACGCCCCCUCUAUCUGAAUCCUGCCGUCCCUCUAAAGCCAAGGCGGGGUCCGCCCCCUGCAAGGGCAAAACCACUCCCGGGACUGACGUUGGGCACCUGCAGCCCGAGGCCCCACCCCCUACAGCCGCGCCACCCGAGUUCAAGGUGGACUCUCCUGAAGCUGUGGCCACGCUGCCGCCGGCUGCGGCCCGUGCCCGCCCUGAGGAUGUCCUCUGCCAGGCCGCCCGACUUCUGCAGGCGGCAGACGACUCCGAUGGCAGCGAGUUCCAGGAUGACCCCGUGCUACAGGUGCUAAGAGCCCAGAGGGCACUGCUGCGGCAGCAGAAAAGGAAAGUGGAUGCCCGGUUGUCUCUCCUACUGGACUCAGCAGAAGACGCGGGGUCUUGGUCGCCACCAGCCAGGUCUCCCCCCAGGUCCCCAAGGAGGCGGCUGAGGAGGGAAGGAGCCUCCCUGGAGGCCAGGCGGCUCUGAGUUGUAUAAAUUCUGUUUUGCCCAGUGAGACACUGUUUCCAGGUUGCUUGUUCUGGAAAGCCCAGGCAGGGUGCUAAUGGAAGGCAGUGGCCUCAGGGGGUGCUCCCCCCCCCAACUCCCCUGACCAGUGAAGCAGUCUUCCCUGGCUUCACCUUCCUCAGCUGGAGGUGGGCCGCUUCCAGGCCAAACCUGAGGCAACACUGGGACCCACUUGUCGAUGCUCAGCUCAGGAGUGGAUGGAUGCAAAGGGCCUGGUGUCCGAGCAGGGGGCUGCCGGGGCCGCCGGGGUGCUGGACAGGCCGCAUGCUGCGGUGCCAGCAGCGAUGUGUGGUGCGGCUGGGCCCUCCCCAAGCAUCUCUCUUCCCCUCCUUCCAGAACGCGUCUCCUUACCUCUCUGGCCAUGCCUCCUCCUCGUCCCAGUGGGCCAACUUCAGCCUGUUCCUGGAUUCUGGCUGAAUUCUCUCCCCACCCUCGCUCACUCUCAGGCGCUCUUGCCUAGCCUCAUAGCUCUAAAACCCAUUCUGCCGAAUCCCAAAAUUACUGUCUCGAGCCUACGCCUGGCCCUAAGAAACGUCUCAAAUUCCGUAGGCCCUAAACUGAGCCCCCAGUCUCCCACCUAAAUUUGUUCCUCCUCCACUUCUGUUCUAGCCAGUGAGACCAAAAAGCCUCAGUUGUCCUUGGCACCUCUCUCUCUCUCCCGCUCAGCCCAUGUCCCUGGCACCUCUCUCUCUCCUGCCCAGUCCACCAGCAGAUCCUGUCUUUGCCUUUGAACUCUGAACUCUGUUCCGACCUCAGUGCCUUCUCCCCUCUUCCUCUGCCCUCACCUAAGUCUAGGCUGUUACCACCUCCUCUCUGGACUAGGGAAAACUUACCUUUAUUCUGAACAUAUCCACACCUGCUUUGAUACACUUGCCCUCAAGAGAUAGAGUCUACAUUCCAUCGCCUUGCAACUGGGCCCCUUGACAAACACAACACAGAGGAAGUGGCGCAGCUGAACUUCCCGAGUUCAGUUAGAGAAGAUGUAGGCAGGGCAGGUGUGUGGCUGCUGCCGGAGAGGCCCACAUCCCAUAUUGGAGGGCCUGGCUUGAGUCCCAGGUGCUCCGCUUCCACUCCAGCUUCCUGCUAGUGUGCACCUUGGGAGGCACAGGGGCUUUAGUCCCUGACACCCAUGUGGGAGACUCUGAUGACAUUCAGGGCUCCUGGGUUUGGCCUGGAGAGCGAACCAGUGAAUGGAAGAAUCCCCCCACCCCACCCCGUCUCUCUGCCUUUCAAACAAAAUGAGCAUAAAAAUCAGUAACAGAUACAGCUGAUAGGGUCUGCCUGGUUUCCUCGCGGAGAUGACAGGCAUGUAAGAGUGGUUACAGAGGCCUGCAUUGUGGUACAGCAGGCAGGCCACCACCUGCACGCCAGCAGCCCAGAGGGUGCCUGUUCGAGUACUGCCUGUUCCCAGCUGAUGGCCUGGGAAAGCAGCGGAGGAUGACCAAAGUCCUUGGGCCCCUACACCCAUGUGGGAGACCCAGAAGAAGCUGCUGGCUCCUGGACUUGGCCUGGCCCAACCCCAGCCAUUGCAGCCAUUUGGGGAGUGAACCAACAGAUGAUGAAAGAUCGAUCUCUCUCUCUUGAUUUCAAAUAAAUAAAUCCUAAACAAAAAAUCCUGGUUGCCUGGGGCCGGCAUUGUGGCAUAGUGGGUAAAGCUGCCACCUGCAGUGCCAGCAUCCCAUAUGGGCGCUGGUUCAGGUCUCAGCUGCUCUACUUCCAAUGCAGCUCUCUGCUAUGACCUGGGAAAGCAGUGGAAGAUGGCCCAAAUUCUUGGGCCUGUGCACCUGCAUGGGAGACCUGGAAGAAGCUCCUGGCUUUGGAUUGGCACAGCUCCAGUCAUUGUGGCCAUCUGGGGAGUGAACCACUGGAUGGAAGAUCUCUCUCUCUUUGCCUCUCUUUCUCUGUGUAACUCUGACUUUCAAAUAAAUAAAUAAAUCUUUU
Molecule: messenger RNA, 4662 nt
Organism: Lepus europaeus (European hare)
Lineage: Eukaryota; Metazoa; Chordata; Mammalia; Lagomorpha; Leporidae
Gene: PROSER3
Product: proline and serine rich 3
Exons: 11
Coding region: 574-2682 (702 amino acids)
Source: RefSeq, a predicted model, not a curated record